AUGGACUGCUUGGAGUUCAAUAUCCACCAGAGGAUCCUCUCAGAGCUCGCGUCCAAACAAGAUGAUACCCCAGGACAAGAUUCGUCCAAGGACUUGAUCAUAUCCAAAGUCCAGACCAGAGAUGUCUCUGAAGUCUCCGCAGAAGGGUGCCCUGAACCAACAACGAGGGUCUACAUGAGCGCUUCCCGUGUUCAUUGCAACAUUGCUUUUGGGGAACUGGUCGUCAACUUUCCUGCUAUCCAGCUGGGCCAGUCAAUCGAAUCGAUCAUGGCAGCAUUGCUCGAUAUCUUGCGCGAUAUCCCAUUCAUUGACUUCGAUCCAUCGCUUUCGUGGCAUGGUGCGGUUCUUUCAGAGUUUGUGAUCGCUUGGGGAACUCACGUCAGAUCUAGAUUGGGCGUUAGCGGACCAGCUAGUCUUUUCUACGAUCUCUGCUCUACUUCGACUUUCUUUGUUGAUCAGGUGGUCGACAGUAUCGCUUCGUCUACAGCGUUUAUCAUUCUCACCCAACUGUUCCCUGCAAUCCAUGGCCUGUACCGAGCCCUCAUCUCCACAUCCUACACGUGGACACUGUCGCAUUGGAAUACCCUUACUCUCGGACUGCAGAGACUUUGCUCUGCGUCUGCCAUUACCCGGCUUAAUCAACUUUGUGCAGACAUCAUUCACAAAGACGGUCUCGACACGGAGGAGAUCUUCUACGCGCAGGCAUUCUUGGCUCGAUACACUGCUCAAGGACGACCGGUUAGCGGAUACUUCCUGAUCUGCUGCAUUCUGGAAAUAGAAUGGACUGUCCUGGCUCAGACUAUGACAGAGCCCGUGGUCAAUCGGGCCACUGUAACAGAGGCAGCGGCGGCCAACAAAGCGUGGCUUGCUCUAUCCCGCAACCCUGCCCUCGAGCUUCAGGUUGACGACAACACCAAGUCAACAUUGAGGGCCGGAGUCGCUUAUUCCAUGCAGUGCUUCACUGAUCUCCUUGUCCAGAUUGAAGCCAUGAGGGUUGAUCCAUCAAUCGACAUUUACGCUUGGGAAACUAUGGCUGAGAGUCUGAAACUUGCUUCAGUUUGCUGCAUCGCUCUUCGAGAGUUGGACGAGCACCUUCACUCUCGGAUCCUACUUCUUUUGAGCAAUACAUCGCCCAUCUCUGACAAUCUUGUCCAGGAGGCAGCCUUGAAGUCUACUACAGUCCUUGUUCGAAGCUUCCCGGCCAUCGCUGCCGACAUGACCACUCAGCUUCGGAAGUUUGUCACUUCCCCUCUUCCUCUAUUUGAAUUCGAGUUUGCUUCAGAGACUCGGGCACCGCCCCCACUGGCUGCCGCUGCCAAAUGUCUGGCAUUAUGCAUCAAGUUGGCCCCAGGAGAUGAUCUCAUCAUGUCCAACAUGUAUUCUCUUCUGAACUACAUCGCUGCGACAAGUAAAGAAGUCUACGAUGCGAGUCUGUUCGAUGUCAAAGGGGACUUCGUCGGGGAUACCCACAAGACUCUCCACUCUCUGCAGUCUGGUUUACACGGCCUCUCUGAAGACGAAAAGCGACUGAUCGGCAUUAGCACCAUCUCGGUAGUAACGAGGCUGGCUCUUGAAUUCCAGAUGGAAGAGGUGACGAGGCUAACAAUCUCAAUGCUGCUACAGCGACUACGCUCCGCGGAACCGACUGUGGAAGCUGCCAUAGCAUACAACCUGGUCGACCUUGCCUUAAUAGCACCAAGAAAUGCAUUCGUGGACAUUGUUCGAGUGUUUUCAGCUAUCAAUCGAUCUGCUAAUCCCGACGACCCGCGUUUUUCGAACAAUAUGGUUCUAGCAGCUCAGACCCGCCUCGCUCAAGAACUCCAUCGUCGGCCAGAAUUGUACGAAACCUAUCUCAUCGAGCUCCUGACCCUGUUCGGCGACAAAGGCGUAGCUAUUCAACACUCCAAAGCUCAAAAUAUGGAGCUCAAGAUCGAUGAUAUGGUCGAGCAACUCGCUUCCCUUUUGCUCCCAGUCGACGCUUUGCUUACCCACGCAGACUUCAAUCCGCACGAAGAUGCAUCGAAAGAAAUCGUGACGCUCUUCCGCAAUACCUGGUUCCUCUGCGUCCUAUUUGACUUCACGCACAUGGAUAACCAAGAAAGCACUGCCCUUGACUGGCUAAGACCCGCAUUGGCAAGGAUUGCGCUGAAAACGCCGUCCAUGGUCGUCGAAGAGUCGCUUGAUGCCAUUGCCAGCGACGUGGAGUACAACUCGGUGAUUAGGCAAGAGUUUGCUCAAACGGUUAUCUCCAAGCACCGCGCUCUUUUGACCAAGUACAUCCCGCUGCGAUACAGCGAGAUCCGAUACCUUUCGGCUGGCCAAGCUAUCUUCAUCUUGUCGAUGUACGACAUCGAAAGUAUGCGAUCUGCCGCUGGCCGCCCCUCUUCCUUGAUCUCGUACUUCAUCAACGACAGUCUGAACAAACACCAAGGGCUCAGUGCGUGUAUGGAUGCAAUCGCAGAAAAUGUGAUCAGAGGAUGCAUCGGCGACCUCAACGUCAAGGCUGCUCAGCAAUCCAUGCCCGAAUAUUUGUCCGAGGAACUGCAAAAGCUUUUAGUUGCUAGUACUCACCGCAUCCAACAAGCGAGGGAGAUAGCCUCCAAAUAUCUGAACAGAUUGAUCACGUCUUUCCCUUCCCUGAUGUGUGACCCUCGACUCGUUUUCGCGAUCCUGGAAGUGAUGACCUUACUCCAAAAAGCGUGCGAGAAUGAAUUCUGGGACGAGUAUAACCCUGUUUACGAGUAUCAUUCGGACCGGUGUAAUAUCACGCUACAACUGACGGACAUCUAUCAAGUUCGAAAUGAGAUCCUGGGCCAGCUAAAGCAAUUAGCAAGCACGUGGCUGAAAUUAGCCCUCGACAGGGCCCCCAUGGAAUUGCACUCGACGCUUCAGAAAUACCUUGCCGUCAAUCGACCCUCCCCAAGCAUUGAAGCGGCGGAACUUGGUGCCUCCCUCGCAGAACAGUUUGCAAAAGCUAUCGGCCCUGUUCACCGACAACUAGUGUCCCUGACCAGUCUCUCUCCAUGGCCCCUGGAUGGUUCGAAAACCCUCGCAAGCCAAAUAGCUGUCAAAGGGUAUUACGCAGGCGAAGCCGCCGGCGUCAGAAUAUCAACCUCGCCGGACAAACUGGCAAAUCCACCUCCCCAAACAGCUUCAGCUUCAGUUGUCGAGUCCCUGAGACGGGAUAUGAGCAGGGCAACUCGGGAAAUUAAAGGCAAGAAAAGCGUGUUGACUGUCCACGACCUUCGCAGAUUGUUGUACCGGGGUGCUGCUGUUUUAAUAUCGGAGAAGGAGGCUACAUAUGACCGUGAACUCUUGCAUCAUCUUGUGUUGCUGCCAUUCACCGUUUCAACACCAGCUUCAAUCGCUGCUGCAGUGGAAGUCUGGACUUGGCUGAUUGCUGAAAAUCCCCACAUAGAGGUGGCCCUCAUGGGUGAGCUCGUGGCCGCCUGGACAGACACGAUCGUGCACCAGAGAGGGAUCUUUGGAGCAAUGCUCGACUAUAGUCCAACGAACAAGGAAACGAUCGACCGUGCUUCGAGCCACGCUCACCGUGUCUUGUCCCCCCAUAGGCUUGUCUUGCAAAUGCUUUUCAGUCGUCUCCAAGCGUCAAGAUACCACCGUCCUGCCAUUCUGCUUCUCACUCAGCAACUGGUUCUUCGAACAGCGUAUGCAUGCAAGUCGCUAAGUACUCAUGCUUUGGCGCGAGAGAUUCGAUUUUCGCUCCUAUUAUUCGGCUUUGAGACUCUGAGGGGUUGUUACCUGGACUCCUACUGCGAGAACCUUCUCCGUGAGAGUCUUUACAAAACGGCAUAUUCAUGGUUUGCUGUUCGCCCUCGGGUCUCUUUCGGUGCAAACCGAGUUCAAGUGGACGCUGAUGUCAAAGUUUGCUCUGAGUUUUUGGCUUAUCUUCAUUCGGAUUCUGUCCGCGGGGCGCCUGCUAUUUCAAGCUUGUCCCCUGUUCAACUCAUGUCCCGUGCAGCCUAUUACACGGACCGAAUGCAUACCCUCAGUCUUCCCCUGAAGCUCCUUUGCGAAGACGAACUGGCUCGCUUGUCAGUAUGGAACAACCCACUCAGCGACCCUAAGAAAGGGAUGGAUUUCAUUGGAACCACUGAACGUACAAUCUUGGAGGCAUCAUGGGCAAAGGUUAUAAGAACCAUCUGGCAAGUCGACCCCGCUGUUGCUAUCUUCUUCCAGGAGCGUUUCCAAUACGCUGGUGUCCGCCACGAAGUUGGUAGACUUGUGCGUACGGGUACAACUUCCGUUUUGGAUGUGCCCGAGGCGCUUCUCGUCCUUCUUGGUGAUAGACUUGAUCCCGCUGUUCGAAAGGAUCUUCGCCACCUUCUGCUCUGGGCCCCAGUCCCGCCAAUCAUAGCGAAUACAUUCUUUGAGCGGCGAUACAACAACGAUCCGAUGCUCCUGCAAUAUGCUAACCGCGUAAUGGCCCAACAUCCUGUGGAGUUGACCUUUUUCUUCAUCCCGCAAGUGGUACAAGCACUGCGAUAUGACGACCUGGUACGGUUAGGUUACGUCGCUCGCUUCAUCUUUGAGACAGCCAAGAUUUCCCAAUUGUUCUGUCAUCAAAUCAUCUGGAAUAUGAAGGCAAAUUGUUACAAGGACGACGCAGCAGAAAUCGAGGACCCAAUGAAACCGAAACUCGACGAAAUGACCGCGCUGGUUGUCGAUUCUCUAUCUGGGGAAGCUCGCUCUUUCUACGACCGUGAAUUUACUUUCUUCAAUGAAGUCACUUCGAUCUCUGGGAAACUCAAACCAUUUAUCAAGAAGACCAAACCGGAAAAGAAGGCUAAAAUCGACGAAGAGAUGGCGAAGAUCGUCGUCGACGCACCCUUCAUGGCCACUUUCAAGGUGCGCAAAGAGCGGGUGGUGGUUAAUUCUGACCCCGAUUCACUGUUGGACGGGGACGGAGGAAUUGAAACCAUGGAAGAGUACGAUGUCUGGCAACAGGCUAUCUUCAAGGUUGGCGAUGAUUGUCGUCAAGACGUGUUGGCUCUCCAAGUCAUCGCAAUGUUCAAGAACAUCUUUGAAUCCAUUGGCCUCACACUGUAUCUGUUCCCUUAUCGCGUGACCGCUACAGCGCCUGGCUGCGGCGUCAUUGACGUUGUCCCAAAUGCAACUUCCCGUGAUGAGAUGGGGAGGGCCAAAGUCAACGACCUCAUGGGAUUCUUUGUCGCCAAAUAUGGCGGGGAGAAUACGGUGUCUUUCCAGAAAGCCAGACUCAACUUUAUUCAAUCCAUGGCUGCGUAUUCUGUUGCGUGCUACAUCCUUCAGAUAAAGGAUCGACACAACGGCAACAUCAUGAUCGACGGGGAAGGGCACAUCGUGCACAUCGCUGCGUGCGCUUAUCUUACCCUGGUUGCGCUGAUCUUACGACCCGGAGGUGUCAAGUUCGAGCCAAACUCAUUCAAACUGAACCAUGAAAUGGUACAGUUGAUGGGUGGUCGCUAUUCCCAAGGGUAUCAACUCUUCCAGAGCUUGACUGUUAAGGCUUUCUUGGCGAUUAGACCGUAUGCGGCUCAGAUUGUCGACACAGUCCAACUCAUGCUUGACACGGGCCUGCCUUCAUUCAAAGGAGAGCCAACGAUUCGCAGACUCCGUGAUCGUUUUACCCUCUCACUGAGUGAACGACAAGCCGCUGACUACAUGAUGGGGGUAAUUCGGAAUGCGCAUGAGAAUGUUCGAAGCACGGCCUAUGAUGAGUUUCAACGGUUACAAAAUGGCAUCCCGUACAAGUAG
This is a messenger RNA of Coprinopsis cinerea okayama7#130, 5757 nucleotides long. Its product is annotated as atypical/PIKK/PI4K protein kinase. Gene Ontology annotation, cellular component: plasma membrane; cytoplasm. Lineage: Eukaryota; Fungi; Basidiomycota; Agaricomycetes; Agaricales; Psathyrellaceae. The transcript has 31 exons. The record is from RefSeq and is a predicted model, not a curated record. Gene Ontology annotation, molecular function: 1-phosphatidylinositol 4-kinase activity. Gene Ontology annotation, biological process: phosphatidylinositol-mediated signaling; phosphatidylinositol phosphate biosynthetic process. Bases 1 to 5757 code for a protein of 1918 amino acids.